Molecule: messenger RNA, 1362 nt
Organism: Pararge aegeria (speckled wood butterfly)
Lineage: Eukaryota; Metazoa; Arthropoda; Insecta; Lepidoptera; Nymphalidae
Gene: Psf3
Product: DNA replication complex GINS protein PSF3
Exons: 3
Coding region: 256-834 (192 amino acids)
Biological process (GO): mitotic DNA replication initiation
Cellular component (GO): GINS complex
Source: RefSeq, a predicted model, not a curated record
UCAUGUUUACCGGAAUUCCUCCGAUGAAAAAUACUUUGUAUUUUGCAUGGACAUUGAACUUACCCAGCCCGACAAUAAUACAAAAUGACUACCUAGCAAAAUACAAAUAGUUCGUGUGACGUACCAUAGUAGUGUUUGUAUUCUCAUUUAUUAAAACUGUUAUAUGCUGCAGUCAAGUGUCAACCAACUGCCAAACUCCAAAAUAAGUUUCAAAACAAAUAACAAGUACACAAUUAACUAUUUUUAAUUCACACCAUGGCUAAUUACUUAUCAAUAUCGGAUAUUUUGGUAACUAAUGAAAAAGUACCAUGCAAAUUCUUACACGACUUACCAAAAAUGGGUUUCUUGGAUCCUUCAGCAGCAGAUGAUGAUCUUAAAGCUGGCACAAAUGUCGAAAUACCACUGUGGCUUGCUGAAUCCUUGUAUACUCGUAGACCACCUUUAGUGGGGGUGGAUUUACCAAAAAUUUAUAAAGAAACCUAUAGAGAGAUACUAAACGCUGACGCCUGUACUGUUGAUAUGCAUAAAUUGGGCCAACAUUUUUACGAACUCGGAUGUUAUAUAGCAAAGCAUGAUAUUAAAGGGGAGGUUGCCACAACCCUUGUCAAUACAUUUCGACAAAGAUUUCGCAUGAUUCUGUCUGCAAGUGUUUCAACAGACUCCAUUAGUUCAUUUCAACCUUUAUCAGCCAGUGAAAGGGAUCGAACAGCUGCAGCUGUAAUCACUGAGGCAGCUUUAUCAGGUUGGCUCAAGAGAGGCGAUUGUCCAAUAACAACAGCAAAUAUGGUUGCUAACCAUAGAAAACGGAAGAGAGCUGAAAUGGAAAUGCUUUAAAUGUAAAUCAAUGUGUUGAAAUUAAAAUUAUAUGGUUAAUAUAAGGUUCUAGAGUAAUAAUAAUCUACACUGAGCUUCAAUCGAAUUUAGUAAAAAUCCUAAACCUUCUAAAUGUCUUGUGAACUGAUACUACAUAAAGGAAAGGCAACAUAAACUAAUCAAUACAAUAUAAAAUAUUCAUAAUAAAUAAUAAGAAGUAAGUAUAAGUGGUGUAAUUGGAGAUGUUAUUUCAAUUUGUCUGAGGAUUAUUUACUUAGGAAAAAUGAAUAAGAAUAGUUUUAUUUCCUUUACAUAUUUGCCAAAAUGUUGUUUAAAAUAAACAAAAUUUUGGCAAUUUGAUUCCAAUUACCUUACUAAGCAAACAUUCCGAUUCCACCACAACAAACAUGGUAAAUAAAUGACUACAAUAGCAGAAAUAGUAAAUAAUGCCUAUGCUAUAAUAUGCAAAGUGAUGUUGUUUAUCAUGUAAUUGCAGUUGUUUAUUUUAUAAUUAAAUGCAUUAAAAACAAGAGAUAUUUAUUAAAACAU